Molecule: messenger RNA, 1677 nt
Organism: Oryza brachyantha (malo sina)
Lineage: Eukaryota; Viridiplantae; Streptophyta; Magnoliopsida; Poales; Poaceae
Product: polyamine oxidase 6-like
Exons: 10
Coding region: 1-1485 (494 amino acids)
Molecular function (GO): oxidoreductase activity
Source: RefSeq, a predicted model, not a curated record
AUGAAGCCCACAACGGCCAUCUCGCUUGUGCUAGCGCUCACCAUAGCACACCAUGCAUCCUUCGCCGCCGGCGCCGGCGCCGGCCCCAGGGUCAUCAUCGUCGGCGCCGGCAUCUCCGGGAUCUCGGCGGGGAAGCGGCUGUCGGAAGCCGGGAUAACGGACGUGCUCAUCCUGGAGGCGACGGACCACGUCGGCGGGAGGAUGCGCAAGGAGAACUUCACCGGCGUCAACGUGGAGGUCGGCGCCAACUGGGUGGAGGGCGUCAAUGGCGAAAAGAUGAACCCUAUCUGGCCCAUCGUCAACUCCACCCUCAGGCUCCGGAACUUCUUUUCUGACUUCGAAACUUACCUCGCCCAAAACGUCUACAAGGAGGAUGGUGGUGUUCAUGACGAAGCUGAGGUGCAGAAGACAAUCGACCGAGCGCAUGAAGUCGGAGAGAGCGGGGAGAAACUGUCCGCCACUUUGCCCACGAGUGGCCGGGACGACAUGUCAAUCCUUGCCAUGCAACGGCUCAACGAUCAUCUGCCCAACGGCCCCUCGUCGCCGGUGGACAUGGUGAUAGACUACUUCAUAUACGACUACGCGUUCGCGGAGCCACCGCGCGUGACCAGCCUACAGAACGGCGUUCCCCAGAGGACCUCGACCGACUUCGGCGACGACUCCUUCUUCGUCGCAGACCAACGGGGCUACGAGUCCGUCGUCCACUACCUCGCCGGCCAAUACCUCGACACCGACGACUCCGGCAACGUCGCCGACGCCCGGCUGCAGCUCAACAAGGCGGUGAACGAGAUCACCUACUCCUCGAGCGGCGUCACUGUCGAGACAGAGGAUGGCUCGGUGUACCAGGCAGACUAUGUCAUGGUUUCUGCUAGCUUGGGGGUCUUGCAGAGCGAUCUCAUACAGUUCAAGCCACAGCUGCCUAAAUGGAAGAUUCUUGCCAUCUACGAAUUCGACAUGGCUGUUUACACCAAGAUAUUCCUCAAGUUCCCCGAGAGAUUUUGGCCCGUAGGGAAAGGGAGGGAGUUCUUCCUCUACGCGAGCACAAGAAGAGGUUACUACGGAAUGUGGCAGGAGUUUGAGGUGCAAUACCCAGAUGCUAAUGUUCUUCUUGUCACGGUCACCGACGAGGAGUCGAGACGGAUCGAGCAGCAGUCAGACAACCAAACCAAGGCAGAGAUCAUGGAGGUGCUAAGGAGCAUGUUCCCCGACGAGGACGUCCCUGACGCGACGGACAUCCUUGUCCCAAGAUGGUGGUCAAACAGGUUCUUCAGGGGCUCCUUCUCCAACUGGCCCAUCGGCGUCAACCGCUACGAAUAUGACCAGCUCAGGGCACCGGUUGGGAGGGUUUACUUCACCGGUGAGCAUACAAGCGAGUUCUACAAUGGCUAUGUCCAUGGAGGUUAUCUUUCAGGUAUUGACUCUGCAGAAAUUCUGAUCAACUGCGCGCAGAAGAAUAUGUGCAAGUUUCACGUUCAGGGCAAGUAAGACUAGUUGGUAAAUGUGCAGUUAUAUCUGAAUGAAGGGGUGCAAAUUUGAGUUGGCUAAGUAGUAAGGAGUCUGUGUGGAAUGCCGUAGUGGUUUUGCAGCGUUGAUGCCUCCUACAUGUUUAAUUGUUAGGUGCUUCAGCAAUGAUGCUGAUUUAUCCCUGUGAUGUUCUUCCGAGUUGAAUAAAGGAUU